Molecule: messenger RNA, 2450 nt
Organism: Zophobas morio
Lineage: Eukaryota; Metazoa; Arthropoda; Insecta; Coleoptera; Tenebrionidae
Product: eyes absent homolog 2-like
Exons: 9
Coding region: 207-2081 (624 amino acids)
Biological process (GO): multicellular organism development; negative regulation of extrinsic apoptotic signaling pathway in absence of ligand; cell differentiation
Cellular component (GO): nucleus
Molecular function (GO): protein tyrosine phosphatase activity
Source: RefSeq, a predicted model, not a curated record
CAAAGCUUGUAAUUUAAUUGUUCACUUAAAGCCGCUAAUAAGAGUGUGGAUGUAUUUAUUUGACUUUUAAAUUGGACGGGGCUCCGCAGGGAGGUAUCGCGUUACCUGUGCUUUUUUCGGAGUGCGUUGUCGAUGCGCGAUUUUUCCGGAUUAAUUGGUGUUAUGGUACGACGGAUUUUUUGCUGAUUUUUGAUUGGUUGGGGCCGAUGUUGUUCAAUAUUUCGACGUAUUCCGACUACACGCCGCUGCCCUCGUAUGAUGAGGUGAAGCGGUCAAGGCCCGAUGCCACUUCGGACCCGUCAGAUCGUGAUCGAUUGGCGGUGGGCGACAGCGCCUGCAGUCCGCAAAGCGGCCACUCCUCCUCCACCUGCAGCUCACCCCCGGCCACCGCCUCCACCGCCACCAACCACGCCGAUGUUUCGUCAACGACGUCGACGUCCUCCACCUGCGUCCCGCCGAACUUCACCUCCUCCUGGUCGAUACUGGGCGAGACGACGGGCAUCAAAAGCGAAAUCAGGAGUCCGGGAUUGGCGGACAGCGAAGUGGCGGCGCUCUCUCAGGAUCCAUUAGCGUUCUACGGAACGGCGGCGGAACUGGGGAACUUGUACGAUAAGGAGUACAGUCAAUCGUACUCGGCUCAACAGUAUUACAACAGCAUGCAACAAGCUUACGGCACAACGAACUCCGCGACGUCCUCCUACAUGAACCCAUCGUCUUUCUACAACGCAUCCUCGUACCCGUACUCAUCCCUGGGCUCGUCGAGGGGGUUGAACCCUUCGUGUAAGGCCAGUUCAGGGUACAUAGCAUCCCCAUACUCGUCGCCAGCGUCGCCCUUCCAAGGAAGCGGACAAGGCCAGUACUCGCCCUACGCAUCGUACACAGCACCGGGGUCAUCCACGUUCGCACAAGGCUUUUCCGCACAGGGGGUCGAGUACGGGACGUACAGUUCGGCCUACAGCGACUCGCAAACGCCUCAGUACGCCUCAAGCUACUAUGCUUCGCAGACCUAUUCACCCUAUGUUAGUUCGCCGAGUUCGAGCGGCAGUCUGGGGGCCUCGUCGUACCAGUUGGCGGCUACUUCCGUCCCAGACAGCCCCUCGAACGGCAUCACCCUCACCGACGGUUCGGCGUCCCCUCUGAAGGCCGACAGCGCGCGGCGCUCCCGGGAGCCCCCUGCCCUGGGCGCGGAACACAGGGGCACCCGCGGCAGGGGCAGACGCACCAACACCGUGUCCCCCACCACGCCCGAGUCCACCACGGACCGGGUGUUCAUCUGGGACCUGGACGAGACCAUCAUCAUCUUCCACAGUCUACUCACCGGCGGCUUCGCCAGCAAGUUCCAGAAGGACGCCGAGAUCGCGUCGCAGCUGGGGCUCAACAUGGAGGAGCUGGUGUUCAAUCUAGCCGAUGCGCAUUUCUUUUUUGGUGAUAUUGAAGAUUGUGAUCAAGUGCACAUCGACGACGUGUCGUCGGACGACAAUGGACAGGAUUUGUCGAAUUACAAUUUUAGUUCGGAUGGGUUUCACGCGUCGGCGUCCAUCACGGGGGGGAACUUGUGCCUGGCGACGGGGGUGAGAGGGGGCGUGGACUGGAUGCGCAAGCUGGCGUUUAGGUAUAGGAAGAUCAAAGAGACUUACAAUAAUUACAGGAACAGUGUUGGCGGCCUGCUGGGAUCCACGAAGCGCGAGCGGUGGCUGCAGCUGCGGGCGGAGAUCGAAGCCUUGACUGACAAUUGGCUGACGUUGGCGAACAAAUGCCUAACGUUGAUUAAUUCAAGGACGAAUUGUGUGAACGUCCUGGUGACGACCACGCAGCUGAUUCCAGCGUUAGCCAAAGUACUGUUAUUUGGUUUAGGCGGUGUUUUUCCUAUCGACAAUAUUUACUCAGCCACGAAAAUAGGGAAAGAAAGUUGUUUCGAGCGGAUAGUGGCGAGGUUCGGACGAAAGUGUACAUACGUAGUGAUCGGCGACGGGCAGGACGAAGAGGCGGCCGCAAAAGCAAUGAAUUUUCCGUUUUGGCGGAUAUCGAGCCAUAGUGAAAUAGCGGCAUUGUACAAUGCGCUAGAUAUGGAAUUUUUAUGAUUUAAUUUUAUGCGACGAUUUUUAUACUUUUUGUUUUUUUAAGGAGAUUCUUUAUAUGUUUUGUGGAUGUAUUAUAAAUGUACAUAAUAAAAAAUUGUAAUAAAUGUCAGAUAUUAUUGUUGCGGGGGAAAUAUUACGAAAAUUGUGGACUGUGAUGAUGUUUUCGUAAUAUUUUUGAAGUGACGUAUAUGUGCUAAUAAAGCAAUUAUUUUAUACUUUCGUGGAUUAAGUGCACAUACACAUGUACUCGAUACAAUGCAGAACAUGGCGGAUACCAAAAUGAUAUUCAUACUUAAAACUGCUUCAACUGUAAGUUAGAUUGUUUUCAUAUAAAUGUAUAAAUCUAAUAAAUUGUAUAUAAUAUAUUAA